CCUGAAAACAUUUUUACUGUUCGAAAACUUGAUCUCGGUUCUUGUGUCAGGGAAUUUCGGUCAGGUUCUCAGUGCAGUCAUUUCCAUACAUUAGAAAUUUAGUGUGGCAUUUUCAUUUUGCCAUUUGUGUAUGUUUUUUCUGUAAUGGAGAUGUCACUGCGUUCAUGCAUCAGUGACUUUUUUUUCUGUUCCAGUGAGAUAUAUAUAUAUAUAAAUUGAUUGACAUCCUGCUCAAAUCCCACUUUAGUUCAAAUGUGACCUCUAUUUAUGCAGGCAACUCAGUUCAAGCCAUUCUGGAUUCAAGGUUGAGACACUCUUAGGAAAAACGUGUGUUUUUAGAGAUUUUAGAGACACAGCUGUAGGGUAGACCUCACCGUAUUGAUUUUCAUUAUGGCAGAUGCUCUUGACGUCAGGCUUUUGUGCAGGUUAAUGUAGAGAGCGUUCCCAUGAUAGGACAAGGUGCAAGCAAGUGAUGUCUCUCGCAGGGGGUUAUAUCGAACCUUGGGUCCUGUUGUUAAAGAAGGACAUAAAUAGAGGAGUAGAGAACUGGACCGUUCAGAUUUGUUAAGAUCUUCUGAUCAAAAACCGUUCUUGAUCCGACAAAAAUGAUAUCAAGAAUGUGGAUUUUAUGGACGUGCGCAGUGAUAUUUUUACUGGUCAGAGAGUGUCAUUGCAUUCAAAAGACCACUUCAUCUAAGAACUGGGGACCACAGUCAAUGCUUUACCUAAAGGGAAAACAUGGAAGACGGUUUGUUCCUGACAUUGAUGAUAUUAUUUCAAGUUCAGGGUUGAAAAGCUGGUACGCAGUUCUCAAAGGGUUUCAGAAACUGAAGUCGCUGAAUGCAAGAAAACAAUCAGGAUUGUUCACAAUGCACAACUUUGUUAUCCGUUAACUUUUUGUUUGCUGGGUCUGUACAGUGUGCCAUAUUUUGUAAUGUUUAAGAUUCAAAAUAAAUCUAUUUAUGUCAAAUACGUGGGAGAAUUUUCAUUUAUUUUACUGUUUAGAUAGGGCUUUAUAUC
Onychostoma macrolepis is the source of this 1020-nucleotide messenger RNA. RefSeq names its product spexin prohormone 2-like. NCBI's taxonomy places the organism in Eukaryota, Metazoa, Chordata, Actinopteri, Cypriniformes, Cyprinidae. The record is from RefSeq and is a predicted model, not a curated record. The coding region runs from base 606 to 893 and encodes 95 amino acids. Gene Ontology annotation, molecular function: neuropeptide hormone activity. The transcript has 5 exons.